CAUCGACUCUCUCCUCUCCUCUCCUCCCCUCUCCUCUCCUCAUCCCGGCGCGGGUGUGUUCUGACCGGCUCCAGUAGCUCCUCCAGCAGACCCGCUACGCGGCAGAGAUGGAGCCGCGGGCCGCCUGCUGAUGCCCGGCCGCAGGAUGGAGCCCCACCCGCCCCGCAGCGCCACCGCCCGGCCGCAGCAUGGAGGAUUCCCGCAACACCAGCGGAUUCCUGCGGGACCACAACUACUCCACCGAAGCUGAUAUCAUCUCUACUGUGGAGUUUAACCCCAGCGGAGAGCUUCUGGCCACCGGAGACAAAGGAGGACGAGUGGUGGUCUUCCAGAGAGAGCAGGAGAGCAAGAACCAGCCUCAGAGACGAGGAGAAUAUAAUGUUUACAGCACGUUUCAGAGUCACGAGCCGGAGUUUGACUAUCUGAAGAGUUUAGAAAUCGAGGAGAAGAUCAAUAAGAUUCGCUGGCUUCCUCAGCAGAACGCUGCCUACUUCCUGCUGUCCACCAACGAUAAAACUGUGAAACUGUGGAAGAUCAGCGAGAGAGACAAGCGACCCGAGGGAUAUAAUCUAAAGGAUGAGGACGGAAGAAUCCGAGAUCCAGCCACGAUCACCACAUUACGGGUCAGUGCGGUGCUGCGGCCGAUGGAUCUGAUGGUGGAGGCUGCGGCGCGGAGGGUUUUCUGCAACGCACACACAUACCACAUCAACUCCAUCUCCAUCAACAGCGACGGCCAGACCUUCAUGUCCACCGAUGACCUGCGGAUCAACCUGUGGAACCUGGAGGUCACAGACAGCAGCUUCAACGUGGUGGACAUGAAACCGGUGAAUAUGGAGGACCUGACGGAGGUGAUCACGAACGCAGAGUUUCACCCGCAGCACUGCAACACCUUCGCCUACAGCAGCAGUAAAGGCUCCAUACGCCUGUGUGACAUGAGGGAUGCGGCGCUCUGCGACAAACACUCCAAAUUUUUCGAGGAGCCAGAAGACCCAAGCAAUCGCUCGUUUUUCUCUGAAAUCAUCUCCUCUAUCUCUGACGUUAAGUUCAGCCACAGCGGCCGCUACCUGAUGACCCGAGACUACCUGACGGUGAAGGUGUGGGAUCUGAACAUGGAGAGCAAACCGCUGGAGACCUAUCAGGUGCAUGAUUACCUGAGAGGAAAACUCUGCUCGCUGUAUGAGAAUGACUGCAUCUUUGACAAGUUUGAGUGCGUUUGGAACGGAUCCGACAGCGUGAUCAUGACUGGUUCCUACAACAACUUCUUCCGAAUGUUCGACCGCAACACGAAGCGUGACGUGACUCUGGAGGCAUCGCGGGAGAACAGCAAACCUCGCGCCGUCCUGAAGCCGCGCAGAGUGUGUGUGGGGGGGAAACGCCGCAAAGACGAGAUCAGUGUGGACAGCCUGGACUUCAGCAAGAAGAUCCUGCACACCGGCUGGCAUCCGUCCGAGAACAUCAUCGCAGUGGCGGCUACCAAUAACCUCUACAUCUUCCAGGAUAAGAUCAACUAGCACUGGAGAUGAUGAGGAAAUAACUCUGCGUUUAAUCUUCCAUAAACUCUUAUUUAUUUGUACUAUUUAUUAUCUUCUCCACUGGAGAAAAAUGCUUGUGUCUUUAAAGGGUUAGUUCACGCAAAAUUAAAAAUUCUGUCAUUAACUACUCAUGUUAAUGAGGAUUCAAUCCUCUGAAACCUUCAUUUAUCUUCAGAACACAAGACAUUUUAGAUGAAAUGCGAGAGCUCUCACAUCCUGUUUCCAUCCACCUAAUGCUUGCACAUUCUGAAAUGUUGAGCUGAUUGUAAAAGGCCUCAGUUCUCCGUCAGUCCGUCAUCACAGUGCUUCAGUAUUCUUCUUCUUCUAUUAUUAUUCCCUCCAGAUGUCUUGAGCUUCUGUCUGCACUCCCGUCUCACGCCUCCAGAAGCCACCGCGUUCAUCAUGUUUGGUCUUGGUCUUCUGAGGUGGAGCUCAUUGAUUAGUAGCAGGAGCUGAGGAGGUGAUGCUCUACUGGCAUCAUAUGAUGAAGAUGCUGAUUUAUUCACUGAUGAUUUACUAAAUAUUACAGUUUUACACACCAAUCUAACUCACAUCUCUGGAUGGAAACACAGCUGUAGACAGUCCUGAGAUGCUCAAAGUCUAGAAAAGACCAAAAACAUUCAGUGUUGUAGUCAUCCGAAGAACAAACUACUAUGCCUAUGUCUUUCAGCUCUUCCCUGUAGGCGCAGGACGUCAACAUUAUGUCAUAUUGACGUUGUACCCCAACAUUGUGGGGAUGAUGGAUUUUGUUCGGAAAUGAAAAUCAGGUUGAACCCAACGUCACGCCAACCUAAAAUCAACCAAAUAUCAACGUCUAAUCAUGUUACACAUUGACGUUGUGUGGACAUUACCACUAUGACAUCUAUCAGAUGUUGGAUUUUAGUCUCUUCAACACAACCUAAAAUCAACCAAAUAUCAACGUCAUUUGACAUAGCUAUUGGAGGUCAAGAUAACAUUGUCCUUAAACGCCGGCUAGACAUUAAAUUCUGGUCACCUGACGUCAUGAUUUAAAUCUAACCUAAUAAUAAUGUCUUAUGAUGUUGUGUGCCUGCUGGGUUAUCAUGGAGUGUUUCCAUGGGCAGUGUGAUGUUAAUUGUGUGGAUAGCUAAUUAUAAUGCCAAUACGUUGUGCUGAUCAUAGUAAACACACACACACAC
Messenger RNA from Danio aesculapii, 2689 nucleotides. It is a transcript of the gene ppp2r2ba, whose product is annotated as protein phosphatase 2, regulatory subunit B, beta a. Gene Ontology annotation, cellular component: protein phosphatase type 2A complex; cytosol. Bases 189 to 1511 code for a protein of 440 amino acids. The record is from RefSeq and is a predicted model, not a curated record. Gene Ontology annotation, molecular function: protein binding; protein phosphatase regulator activity. NCBI's taxonomy places the organism in Eukaryota, Metazoa, Chordata, Actinopteri, Cypriniformes, Danionidae. The transcript is spliced from 9 exons. Gene Ontology annotation, biological process: peptidyl-serine dephosphorylation.